AUUCGCUUGUUGAGUAUGCGGAUAGAGCCCCCAUUGUUCCCACCCCACUCCUGCCUAAUAUGGAAUUCGCAAGGAAACCCAUGAUUUCCUGACACCAGCGGUGUGAAGCCGCGUAGAGCAUAAUGGUGAAGGCUGACAGAGGUAGUGUGGGAAGAAAUUAAGGACCAAGACGCUUCCCAAAACAUUUUCACUGUUGGGCAACGAGACUGUUCAUGACGGGAUGAAAGUUAACGGGCUGAUUCAGAGUUUUUGUGAAUCCGUAGCCCAUGGCGCCGGAUUGUUUUGGAACUACGAGCUAAGGGGUCUCCAACUUGACGGAAUAGUGUUGUUUUAUUACGAGGCGCGAGAAACCUGUCUAAGUGUUUGAAUGUGUUUAAAGUAAGGCCAAGCAACCCUCGACAUCUCAAAGAAUCCCUAAGAAAUCGGAUAAAAGUUUUUCGUGUGUUUUGUACCGACUAUCAUGCCUGCGCGCAAUUCCAGAAGAAGGCAAAAGGCAAUGGCAAUGGUUGAGCAUGGAAGCAGUAGCUCCGAGCCUUUCGGUACUUCACACAAAAAGAUGCUGAAAUGUGUUGUGGUCGGCGAUGGAGCGGUCGGAAAGACCUGUUUACUGAUGAGUUACGCAAACGAUGCUUUCCCUGAGGAAUAUGUACCAACAGUGUUCGAUCACUACGCAGUAAAUAUAACAGUAUCUGGCAGACAGCACUUGUUGGGAUUGUACGACACUGCUGGACAGGAAGACUACAACCAACUGCGGCCCCUCUCCUACCCCAACACAGAUGUUUUUCUCAUCUGCUUCUCUGUGGUGAAUCCGGCCUCCUACCAUAACGUCCAGGAGGAGUGGGUCCCAGAGCUCAAGUCCUGCAUGCCUCAUGUCCCAUACAUCCUGAUAGGCACUCAGAUUGACUUGCGAGAUGAUCCAAAGACCUUAGCCCGCCUGCUUCAAAUGAAGGAGAAACCACUGACUUAUGAGCAAGGCCUGAAGCUGGCCAGACUGAUUGGGGCACAGUGCUACCUCGAAUGUUCAGCGCUGACCCAGAAGGGACUAAAGACAGUAUUUGAUGAGGCCAUCCUGACAAUCUUCAGCCCCAAGAAAAAGAAGAGGGGCUGUGCACCAUGUAGGAGCUGCUGCAUUAUUGUAUGAGCACAGACAGAAGCCAUGAGACACAUCCUACUGUGAAGACCACACCUCCAGAUCUCAGUCUACCUGACAUGAGAGUGACACAAAUCCAGGCCCGUUAAACACCUACCUUUGCUGCCUGUCCUGCCACUAGCCUGUAUGGUGAUCUGCCAAGAAAGUGACAAACACUGUACUUCAGGACUGCUUUUAGCUUCAUACCAGUGCCAUAUAAAUCAUCAUCAUCUCCCCUCCAGGCUUGAGGACUUGUAGCACUUGAAUGGUGAUCUUGCAUAUUCUGUAAAUUUCUUGGGCUCAUGGGGAAAACAAACAACACCACACACAUGCAGACUUUCAUGUAAACAACAAGAAAAGUUGUUUCUUUCAUGACAAACCUACUUGCGCACAAAUCUGCUCUGCUUACACUUCAUUUCUGAGAUGCAGAAAGUGUGAAAUAGGGUUUCCCUUCUGUUUUUAGGAAACCACCAGCAGUUGUCUCUUAGAUGACUAUCCUGAGCUUUUUGCAAGCUCAGUACAAGUGCCUUAUUCACCCACCAAUGCCCAGCACAUUUUUAUACUGCCGUUCAUCUAUUAGUUUUCAUGCCAAAGACAGUUUGCUUUCCCAUUUUACAAAAGGACAUCCCAGUCCUGUGAAUUGACACUGCCCAAUCGCCAGUCCAACAAACCAUCUUGUUUUCAACUGUGGGCUAUUGAAUUUUUGGCCCCAUGCAUUACAGACUUUCUCAGGGCCCACGAAAAAUGUUGAAAAUCCAUUCCUCCGUAAAGGGUGGCUUCUUGCCGUCGCCUCAGAUCAAUAUUGUGCUGUCUUUCCACACUCAAUGCAUUAGUGGUCUGAGAUAGUUAAUAAGGGAAAUUCUCAGGAGGCUGGAUAUAUCAUCAAUAAAGAAUGAGAAGGUACAGAUCUUGGAGAAGGAAAGACAGAGAGAAUCAAAGGGGAACAUUCUUAACACAAUUUAGUGUUUAAGUGAGCCAUUUAAAAUGAGCAGUUUCAGUAAUAUAACCACAGGCUACAAAGGUGCAUGCUCACAAAUGUGAACUAUGCAUUCUGCAACACAUGAAGACUCAAGCAUGUCAAAUUUGUUGCAGGAUUAUAAAGCAGUAAAAAAUACUGUUUUUCACUGUGAUGUUUUACAGCCCUUAAUCCCAUAUUCUUCUGAUAAAGAAGUGCACUAGUUAUGUUUUCGUAUGUGCCUAAAUUCCCUGCAACCUAUUGGUUGGAAUUAAGAGAAUAUAAACUCUACUGAAAUUAAUUUUUACAUUUUCAGUUGUGUAGCUUUAUCCACCUUAACAAAAACCCAACAGCUUUUCUCUCCACAAAAGUCAAUUUCAGACAUUAUCCAUGUUUUUGAUGGCAAUGCUGGGCAAACCCUUAGGGCAUGCAGCAGACGGUUUAAGAGUGUGUUUUUCAAUAAUUUACACUUCAGUGAAAUCCUCGUUCAAAACAAAGCAAAACUCUACCAAAGGUUCCAUUUAUAACCUUUCAGUCUGCUCUUCAGUCUCUAUGAGAAGCAUUUAUGCAUUUUUUUUACUGUUCCCUUUGACCUCCUCAUUUCAUUCAUGAAUACCACACAAAGCUUUGCUCUCAAUCCCUGUCUUUGUCCAUAGACCUUAAACAGCCAAGAGCCUGACUCCAAAUUUUGAUGCAUUUCCUCUCGUAAAAUGUGAUCUUGUGAAUUUCAUGAAAUUUCAGUCUGUUCACUCACUUGGGUGAAUUAUGACAAAUGCAACUGUGAAUUUCAAGUUAAAUUUCUUUUCAGUGCCCCAUGCUAAUUACAAAUUCACAGUUUUCAAGGGACAGAAUAGACAGUUAAGCUACUGCAAUACGCCAAUUAUGUCAAUCGAAUCUUCUGUAUACUGCCAUAAGUUUAAGGUCUUAAAUCAGCAAAGUAACAUCUAAUUCAUUUUAACUGCCAAUGCAAUAACACAGAAGUUUCGGUACCUUCUCACAUCCUUAAGUGUCUGAAAUAAGCAUGAACGAACACAAACUGAUCUCCAAAUUCUGAAUGCAUCCCUGGCCUGGUACUGAAAUUCUUCCCAUUUUAGCUCUUUGUCUGUUUGUAAAUACACUGGUUGCCUUAUAGUGUGACCUCAGGGACUUCCUCCAGAGCCCACAGGGUGCUAGUCACCUUCCACGCGACGGUAAGAAGGCUGGCCCGUGCCACAAUGGGGAAGCGACAGCCGCAAAUCUUGUGCCUUUGAUGUAGCAUACAAUUUGUUUCUUCACUUGUCUUACGACACUGUGCCUUUGGUAUUCCUAUGCAACUGUAAUCAUACAAAGAUGACCAGAGGUAGAAUUGGCCAUGCCAGCAGUAACUUGAACUCAGCGUGUAACUGUAAGUUGUUUUUUUUAAUGUAAUAAUAUCAUUCUUUUUUACUCUAUGUAUUAGUUCGUACUCUUUGACCGCUUUCUUUGCCAACUAUAGAAUGGUUUGUAUAUAGAUCUAUUGUGAUUAAAGCUUGCAAACAAACUUUAUGCAGACCUUUUGAAUUUAAAACCUUUAUUAAGAGGUCUUCGAAAUUACUUUUUGAAAAGGUUACUCCAUGUCACGUUUUAUUUAACAUUUUUUAUAUUCGUUCUUUGCCUAUUAACUAUACUAAUUUUAGCUAGCUAGGUAGCUAAUUUUCACUCACUUGCGUAGUAUUAAUAACUGCUCAGCAAUGUGCUUUUUUUCAAUUGCCCACAAAUAAACUAUUUGUUUAAAUUGUG
Messenger RNA from Electrophorus electricus (electric eel), 3842 nucleotides. RefSeq names its product ras homolog family member J (gene rhoj). The record is from RefSeq and is a predicted model, not a curated record. Gene Ontology annotation, biological process: small GTPase-mediated signal transduction. Gene Ontology annotation, molecular function: GTPase activity; GTP binding. NCBI's taxonomy places the organism in Eukaryota, Metazoa, Chordata, Actinopteri, Gymnotiformes, Gymnotidae.